GAGUCAGCUCUGUGCACGUCACAGGACUUGGAGGACACCCACACGCCCUCCUAUUUUCUUCCACAAAGUUAAAAAAGCUGCAAUUGGGAGGGACCCUCCGAUAGCUUUGGUGGCCCAUUCUGUUCCUGCUGGAGCUGACAUAUGAAUGUCUUGGAGGAGGGGGGAAUAUCAUCAUAUAUUCUCCUUUCAUACUGUUUAAAGCAUUGGAAGAAUCAGCUUUAAGAAAAAGAUUAAACCAAAAUGACAACUGCUCAAUUUGAUUGUCAAUACUGCACAGCAUCACUUCUUGGGAAGAAAUAUGUACUAAAGGAUGACAAUCCAUACUGUGUUUCAUGUUAUGAUCGUGUAUUUUCUAACUAUUGUGAGGAGUGCAAAGAACCAAUUGAAUCAGAUUCCAAGGAUCUUUGUUACAAAGGCCGUCACUGGCAUGAAGGAUGCUUCAACUGUGCCAAAUGCAAUCACUCUUUGGUAGAAAAGCCUUUUGUUGCCAAGGAUGAGCGCCUGCUGUGCUCAGAGUGCUAUUCUAACGAGUGCUCCUCCAAGUGCUUCCACUGCAAGAAGACCAUCAUGCCUGGUUCCCGCAAAAUGGAAUUUAAGGGGAACUACUGGCAUGAAACCUGCUUUUUGUGUGAGCACUGCCGACAGCCGAUAGGAAGAAAACCUUUGAUUUCCAAAGAGAGUGGCAACUAUUGUGUGCCCUGUUUUGAGAGGAAGUUUGCUCACUACUGCAGCUUUUGUAAGAAGGUGAUCACUUCAGGUGGGAUAACGUUUCGUGACCAGCCGUGGCAUAAAGAGUGUUUUCUGUGUAGUGGCUGUCGGAAGGAGCUCUGUGAAGAAGAGUUUAUGUCCAAAGACGACUAUCCAUUCUGCCUGGACUGCUACAACCAUCUUUAUGCCAAAAAGUGUGCCGCCUGCACCAGACCCAUUACUGGUCUCAGAGGUGCCAAGUUUAUCUGCUUUCAAGACCGCCAGUGGCACAGCGAAUGCUUUAACUGUGGCAAGUGCUCAGUCUCUUUGGUGGGGGAAGGCUUCCUGACCCAGAACAAGGAAAUCUUCUGCCGCAAAUGUGGCUCUGGGGUAGACACUGACAUCUAGAAGGAGACAGUCCUUCCCCAACUGAAAUCCACCUUGCUUUUGUUCUCACUAAAUCCAGGACUUGAUUGGCGUUGUCUUUCUGACUUAAUUUUUAGAAAAAAAUUAAUGUAGAGUUUAUAGUGGGAGAGUUUUUGCACACAUUCUGAUUGAACUAUAAGAGUUCAAAAAAAGCACAGCCUAACAGAAAUAUGAAUAUAUACUAAAUCACAUAGGCACCUUUCCUUGCAAUAUACUGCACUCUGCUGUUAGAAAUUUAGGAAAAUAUUUUUUAUUGUAAUCGAGUGUAUGACCUAUACCUAGGAGUCAGGGAUGUUAAUACUGAAGACUGAUGUUUCUCAAAACUGCAGAGUAAAAAGGAAAUGAAGAGAUCAAAUUGAAAGGCAUACAUGAGAUUAAUAUUUGCAUUCCUAACUAGCUAAUUGUAGCUAUUGGCUAUGAACUGUAGAAGAACAAAACUAAUCAGGGAAACUGAUUCAUUAUCAUCACAUUUAAGUACUCUGUCAUUUUAUCAUUCUUUUAUUGUUCACACACACUGACUUUGGAGUUGCAAAAACAAAGCUGCCAUUUGCCCUCAUCCACCCCGCUUCCACAGCUGGUUGGUUACAAUAUUUAAUCAAUGGAAUCUGAGAAUUCUGGACACUAUGACUCUCAUUCUCUGCAUAGAUAUAAAAGAGUCCUUUUUACCUAGGGAUGGUCAAAGCAGAGGUUUCAACACAUUUUAAUAUUAAAUGCAUCUUCAAAGCCCACAAUAAUUUUUUUUCAUAAAUACUUACAGAUUCUGUGAAAGGAAAGUCUAUUCUUUCAAAUGAGCUAACCAGGAUAAUCAUUGUCCCCAAAGGCAAACCUUUAAAGUAAAUAGAUCAUUAAAUCAUCACUUGUGGAAAUGAGUUUUAGGGAAGGGACUGAGUGUUGGAACAUGACUUUCAUCCAGAUAACUAAAGGCAUAACAGAAUGCAUAAUUAGCUCUGAGCCUCAUGCAUUUUGCCUUCCAAAAUUACAAAGAUGAUUAAUGGGAAGACAUAAAAGUGGGCUUUAAAAAAAUCUAGUAAUAAUAAGAACUGAAAAAAGAAUAAUUAAUUGCUGAUAAUUCAAGACCCACAAAGCAGCACAAUACAGCAAUAAAGUCUGUAGAUGAGCCCCUGCCAAUGUUCCUCCACAACCGUGCCCCCUGCCACACCCAUGCCAGCCACCACGGCCGCGACAACCCUGUCCCAGAGCUUCAGUCCUUGCAUGACUGUGAGGGGUACACUCAGCCCUCAGUUGCCAGUCUACAGUUGCCAGUCAGUGUUUAUUGGUCACAGCCUUAAUGAAAAGCCCGCCACCAUGUGUUUAUACCAGACAUCUACUGAUGAUGACCCUACCUGGCUGCCCCUGGACAAUAUUUUCCACAUUAUGUGGAAUAAAUGGAAAGCAAGCUCUGUUCUCCAUACUCAGUUAUCACCUUCAGUUAGAGUGUCACUUGUAUGGAGUAGAGAGAGGUCAGGAGAAGAAACUCACAUUGACCUAACAUUUUUAUAAGUGUUUACUUUCAGAUUACUGCAUAGCUUUAAAGGUUCUGAUUGAAAUCUAAUUAUAUGCUGUGGCUGAUUACAAGGAUUAAAAUAGUAUCACAGAAAAUUCAAUUUAAAUGGUUAUGGAAGCGCAAGUUUUGAAACAGUUUAAAAUGCAAGGACAUUUCAAGAUGCUAGCAAUUUAGAGAUACUAAUUAAAGGUCAGGAUGUACAUAGGCUAUUUGAAAAAUAUAAUUAUCUUUUCUGCCAACAUAUUUCUUCAUAUUCACAUUAUUAAAUGUAGGCAAAAGUAUCAAUAUUUUUCCUGCAUUGUUUGAAAUUGCACAUGUGGAACUGAAUAUGCCAAUUGUUCUAUGAUCCAGAAAAUAACCAUGUAUUAUAUACGUAGAAAACCAAGCCAUUCUGAAUCUGAAUAGAUAUACCACAUGUAAUACUAUCUCAGUUAACCAAUUAUAAACAAACAUACAGAAUGUAAUGGUUUUUCUUAGUUAAACAAUUGGUAACGUCUAGGCAUUUUGCUGUGGGAGGUUGCGGGGGCUGGUGUAAGUAUGCAUGUGAUCAGGCUUGUGUUCAGUCUUUCCAAUUAAAAUUCACAGAACCAUUUGCAAGACAGAUUUUGUGAUCUUUUGAUAAGUAAAGUUACGUAUAUUUACUUUCACAUAUAAAUAAUUCCACAGUUAGAAGGUAGCUUAGUCAUCAAAUUUAUAUUAAACAUGUGCUGUGCACACUAGAGCUCGAGCUGCUGUAGUUCUGGGGUGGUGGGAGGGUAUAUCAGGCUAUGGAAGUCUGGGAGACGCAGAGAGCCUCCCCAACAACUUACACAAAGUGCCACUGUCAAGGUAACACACAACAACUGAGAAAGGAGACACCAUCAGACGGACACACACAAAGAUGAGAGUAAAGAUCACACACUGUAUACUACGGUUGAUUUAGGUCAGUAAAGAGAAAAGCUAACUGACCUACCCAGAGAUGGAACAGGCUGCCUUAGGAAGCUGUGGGCUCCCAGUGAUUCAGGGCAUAACAUCUGCACAGGCAGGGAAGCGGUUAGAAGCAAAUCCUGUGAGCUAGUAACAGCCCAGAUGGCUUGGAAAUAGAGAAACUCUGCCAAAGAGCAAGAAGAAAUGAGACUGCUAGAGGAGAAAGGGUCAGAUGAAGGGGGAAUGUGAAGUCUUAAAAUAAAAGUUUUAUAGUUAGUAGAACAGCCAACAGAAAGUCACUAACUGUUCUUAAAUAGAGGAGAAAAACAUUACGACAGUGUUUGAGGAACAGGGUGCUAAGGAUUCUGUGUGGCCUAGAGCUGAAGAGGGCGAGGUUCCAAAGGUUAGGCCUCUGACCACAGUGAGACUUUGGUUAGUGGCUACAGGAGUGAAGAAAGAGACGCAGUAGGUUACACAGGCCAAGAGCUGUAUCUGUCCAUACAGAUGAGCAAACAAUCGCUGAGUCAAAUAUUUUAUCUUGUCAUGUUGGGGUUAGAGAUGAAAAAGAGAAACAAAGAAGAGAAUUUCUGCUUCCAUGAUAACAGGUAGGGUGCUCAAGGGUUCAGUUUUCACUUAACAAAAUCAUAAACAUGUCAUAUUGGGAUGAUCUGGGCCCAGUGGUUAAGUGAAGUGUCAUAGCGCUACAAUCACAGGUUCAGAACCUACAUGGUCACUAUAACUUUAACAAAAGAAACAUUAAGGUGUAUGUACACUGGAGUGAAAGGUUGGCCAACCUUUGUGAAAAUGCCUAACCCUGGCACAAAUGGCCUUGGUUAAAUGUCACUGCAAAACUUAGCACCACAAAUGAAAAGUCAGCCUAAAAACAGGUGUGAUGUUAGUUACACCAUUUUUGAAUUUAAGGAAAAAAGUACUUUUUAAUCUGCUUGGUGUAUUGGUAAUAACUCAUAUUUUAAAUAAGAAAAUGAUUGUUAUAGUAUGCUUUAGAUAUAUUCACUUGAGCACAUAAAUUAUUCUCAAAUAUGUUUAUUACGAUGAUAAUACAGUUUUUACUUGUUGGACAAA
Messenger RNA from Vicugna pacos (alpaca), 4606 nucleotides. It is a transcript of the gene FHL5, whose product is annotated as four and a half LIM domains 5. The record is from RefSeq and is a predicted model, not a curated record. Gene Ontology annotation, cellular component: Z disc; nucleus. Gene Ontology annotation, biological process: positive regulation of transcription by RNA polymerase II. Lineage: Eukaryota; Metazoa; Chordata; Mammalia; Artiodactyla; Camelidae. Gene Ontology annotation, molecular function: transcription coactivator activity.